CUGAUGAAACCAUCUUUUAUCCUGGAAACAGCAUGUUCUCCGGGUGCUAGGACCAGAACACGCUCCCGUGACGCAGGCAGCAGGGCUCCCUUCAGCCGCUGACCGUCCAGACACGCAGCAAGCUAUGAAGAAGAAGAGCAGACGUCCGAGGUCGUCGGAGGCUUCACGACAGGGCGGCAGGACGAUGGCGGACGGCAGCGAGGAAAAGAGGCCGUCUGGAAACAGAGGGAGGCCUCGGAAGACUGUCGCCGCGGACGGUUUCUACGGUGACGCCGCGGCAACAGACAAGACGGCAAACUCCGACUUCAGCAGGACGACGGCCGACGACACUCAGAAACAUCCAGAGAACAAGUCCAGGACGUCCGGUCGACUGUCCACCGCCGUCUGCCGGCUCUGCCACGGGAAGUUCUCCCCUCGCAGCCUGCGACACGCCUUCAUCAAGUGGCCUCAGGAUUCCCUCGACAUCGUGGACGAGGAGUCGGACGCCGCCGCUCAGUCGCCGCUGCUGUUCCACUCAGACUUCCAGCGAUUAGUCGGCGUCCAGCUGGACCGGGACCCUCGACUGUCCGAGUUCAUCUGCAAGAAGUGUCACGCCAAGUUCUACAAGUGCCACAGCAUCCUGCUCCGGUUCCUGCAGAGAGUCAACCUUCCGCCGGUCGGGAAGGAGCAGCUGAAGAGCCCGAAGAAUGUAAAGAGUCCAGAGUCGUCAGCCAACCACAGCUCAGCAGCGCCGGCCUCCCUCACCUCCGACCCGAAGUGCCUCCACAGCCUGGUGUCCUGGGCCCACCACCACGCCGAGGCCUGCCGCUGCUGCCCCGACCUGAAGGAGGUGCUGGAGGGCCGGUGCUGGGGCUCGGUCCAGGCCGUGUGGGGCUGCGUGGACGGCCACCGCUACAUCAUGGACGCUCAGAGCGGUGCCGGUUCCGGGCCGGGCCUCGCCGGGAACCUCGUAGGGGUUUCAGAGGAGGAGCAGGAGGACGAGGAGGAGGAGCAGCCCGGAGGAAACAGAAGCACAGGCAGCCUGGUCCAGCAUGGCCCGGCCGCCGGCACAGCACAGAUACAGAACCCAGCGCUGGACGAGUGGACCGGCCCCACUGCAGCAGACGGUCCGGUUCUUCAUCACGCCGGCCACGAGGACCCGUUAUCUCCGGCUGCAGCUCCGGAGGACAGAACCGCCGACAGCGAUCUGUCCGACAGGCUCGUGUCUGAGGAGGAGUUUGAGGAGAACAGAGGAGCAGGACUGUCGGACGAGGAGCUGUUUGAGCCGUACGCCGAUAAAAGAGCUCGCCGGCUGACCGUCCCCAGCAAGAGGAGACGAAGCCCGAAGGCCCCCGAAGAGCCCAAAGUCAAGAAGAAGCCCGGACCCAAACCCGGCUGGAAGAACAAGUUCAAACCUAAAGGGGAGGAGCUCCCCAACAUCUACAAGUGUCCGUACCAGGGCUGCACGGCGGUGUACCGGGCCCCCGAUGGGCUCAAGAAGCACAUCAAGGAGCACCACGAGGAGGUGAGGGAGCGGCCGUGUCCUCAUCCCGGCUGCAACAAGGUGUUCAUGAUCGACCGUUACCUGCAGCGCCACGUCAAACUCAUCCACACAGAGGAGAGGAACUACAUCUGUGACCAGUGUGGUCAGACCUUCAAGCAGAGGAAGCACCUGUCGGUUCACCAGAUGAGGCAUUCAGGGGCCAAGCCGCUGCAAUGUGAGGUUUGCGGCUUCCAGUGCCGCCAGCGAGCGUCGCUCAAAUACCACAUGACCAAACACAAGGCCGAGGCCGACCUGGAGUUCGAGUGUCUGAUGUGCAGGAAGCGCUUCGAGAAGGCCCACAACCUGAACGUGCACAUGUCCAUGGUCCACCCGCUGACGCAGGCCGAGGCUCAGCGGGGCGGCCAGCAGCAGCAGCAGCAGCAGCAGCAGCCAUCCUACUCGGACCUGCACACCAUCACGCUGACCGGGGAGGUGGUCCAGCAGGAGCAGGACAGGUGACGGCAGCAGGUCCGGGUCUGCUGCACCGGGAUGUGACUGGGUCCUCUGCUGCUCGGAUCUCCUUCAUUCCAGAAAGAAUCUGGAUUCUUCCCUCGCUGACAGCCGCUGCAGAGCAACCUGCUGGACCCGACCUGCUGGACCGACCGUCUGCCAUCUACAGGUGCAGCUUGUGUUUUAUGAGCUGGACAUAGACACAGAGUUAUAAUCCUCAAGAUCCACUGAACACAAGCUCAAUCUGGACUCAUUCUCUAAACACAGAUGCAAAACAAAAGGUAGUUUAAUAAAUAACUGUCUUUAUUAGCGGCACACUGUUCCCCCAUAACCAGGGCUAAACAAACAAACAAACAAACAAACAAACAGCACCGGUAUCAGGCCUGCUGUCAACGCUGCUGCAGCCACAGAUCAAACCACAGAGCAGCAGGACACUGAACUUCUUCACCAGACAAGUCACGGAGCUCAAACAUUGAUUUGUUGAGACGAAGAUUCAGAAGAACAUGAACUGAUUGACUUGUGUGUAAAACAGGACUGUAGCUGAGGACUGGAGUCGUCGCUGCUCUUCAACCAGCCGGCUGGUCACAGGGACAGAAAGCCAUCGAUGUCUGUAGAAGAACUAAACAUUCCUGCUCCUCCAGCGUCUCUAGUUUGAUUUCUGAUCGACUCGUCACCGUAGAAACUCCAGGAGACGCCUGACGUCCAGCUGCCCGACCUGUCGUUGGUCCUGAUUGGUCGCUGCUCCUGCUGCCGUCGUUCACGUUCGUGUUGAGAAGCAGCAGAGAUUCACUUUUAGCAGUUUUAAACUAGAAUUUGAAUGAAUUUCUGUUAUUGAGCCCAAAAGCGACUCGUGUUGCUGCUGUUUGCUGAGCAGCCGACCAAACUACAGAUGUGGUUGUUCAUCUCGUUAUGACAUGAGGUGAUAAACACGUACUUUGUUCUCUAACAGAGCUGCAGCUGGAUUCACUGAAGGCGUUUUUCUACUGUUCAGACACGUCCAGGUUUUGACGGAGUUCGUCCUCAUGACGUGCUUUCCUGCAGGACACAGUUUGUGCUGCUGCGUCCUGUAAAGCUGAUGAGCUGCUCCAGCGACCUCUGGGGUCUUAUGCAGUGUUUUAGUGGGUAGACGCUUUUAUUGAAGCAGCAGCAGUGGUGGCAAACAUUCAAUUAGAGCUCUGAUAUGGAAAUAAAUAAAUAUAAACCCAGUCAGUUGUUACUGAUGAGGAGACUGGUUGGACUCCAUGAUAAUCUUCAGGAUUAUAACUCGACGACAGCCUCUCUGGUGCCUGUUACAGACCUGAUGUUUAGAGUUUACACUGCCUGGUGCCGGUACGGAGGCCCGCAGAGCUCAACACGGUCCAGCCUUCAUGAAACACCUUCACCAGUUGGACCUCAAACACGAGCUAGCUGUCGUUAAAUUACUGAGUUGAAGAUCCAAAGAGGAUAAGAAUGUAAUGUGGAGCUGCACUAAGAGUCAGAUCACCGACGGGAUGAGCGAAAGAAAACUAAACACGUGUUUGACUGUUUAAAGAAUCGAUGAGGUGGUUUUAAAUUCUCAGAUUUUAGAGUUUGCUGCUCGUCUUUUGCCUCAGAAAGUUUCAGACUAAAUGACUUCAUGACGUCACCUGGAGCUGCAGGUAAACUGACAGACUCUCUACACGACGGGAGCUUUUCACUGACUCGUGCGUCUUUGUGUCGUCUUAUCAUGAUACGUACAGCAGCUCAUACAUAACCAGCGUUGCUUCAGGCUGACGGUGUAGAAGGAAUCGUUUCUCAUUUUACAGGACGAGGUGUUAGCCGAACAGAAAGCAGCCGUUAUUUGGUCAGUGUUUGGUGAAGGUUGGUGAAGGUGUUUCUCAGCCGGCUUGUUGCUCUGCAGCACGUCAAGCUCUCAGGUCUCCGUACUCUGAUCGACACCAAUCUGUUUAUCUGCUAGCCGACAGCUACAGCCACAUAGCGACGACUAUAACCGACAUUAAUGCAGUCCUGAGUCCUCCGAGGCAACGUUCUGGUUGCCCAACACAUGCAGUCUAGUUUUAUUAGGGCACUGUUUUUAUUAAGUUAUUACGACGCUGCGUUCUCUCUACUGUAGCAGUGAAAGGGCUUCACGUGUACGUGUGUGUAAUAAAGUGUGUAUUCUGUAUAAAAUGACGUGUAAAUAAAAGCUGGGAGUUUUCUACGAA
Molecule: messenger RNA, 4155 nt
Organism: Stegastes partitus (bicolor damselfish)
Lineage: Eukaryota; Metazoa; Chordata; Actinopteri; Pomacentridae
Gene: znf276
Product: zinc finger protein 276
Exons: 12
Coding region: 125-1981 (618 amino acids)
Cellular component (GO): nucleus
Molecular function (GO): zinc ion binding
Source: RefSeq, a predicted model, not a curated record